Molecule: messenger RNA, 721 nt
Organism: Cutaneotrichosporon oleaginosum
Lineage: Eukaryota; Fungi; Basidiomycota; Tremellomycetes; Trichosporonales; Trichosporonaceae
Biological process (GO): phospholipid transport
Cellular component (GO): mitochondrial intermembrane space
Molecular function (GO): phosphatidic acid transfer activity
Source: RefSeq, a predicted model, not a curated record
UUUCGAGCAAUGUCGAUCUAGCCAUCUGACGCAUCUUGGUCUCCUCUCACACCACGCACCCGUCGUCGCACACUACGCCGUCACCGCCAUGCCACAAGUAUACGAAAAUGAGAUCGUGUACGACUAUCCCCCCGCACACUCCCUCCUCUGGCUCAUGCGCAAGUAUCCCAACCCGCAGAGCCCACAGGUCUUCUCGGUCGACACGCUGUCGCGCACCAUGGAUCCGGAUACGGGCGUGAUUCGGAGCGAGCGGGUGCUGGGGAUCCAGCAGGGUGCGCCGCGGUGGAUUACUAAGCUUUUCUCCCUCCCAGAAACAACAUAUGUCCGCGAAGUCAUCUUCAUCGACCCCGCAAAGGAUCAGGCGAUUAUGAUGUCCAUGAAUCUGGACUUGGCGCAGUACAUCAACGUCCUCGAGUACAUCACGUACACACCAUUCCCGCGCGAAAAAGGCGCGGCCGCACCAUCCACCCUCUUCAAGCAGCAUGCGUUGAUGCACUCUGCAUUCCCGACACGCAUGAUCGCGCGGCGGAUCGAGAAGGCGAGCGUGGACCGAUUCAAGGCGAACGCCGAGAACGGGCGGAAAGGGUUCGACUGGGUGUUGCAGAAGGGGCUGGAGCUAGGCGGGAAUGGGGCAGGCAACGGAAAUGAGGCCUUGGCCUAGACAGUAGAUGUAACAAUCAGUAAACGACGGCCUCACGACAUAUCAUGCAUCGACUCAUGG